AUGACUGGUAUGUUAUCCCCCGCCGUUAGGCAUGUGCGACGCGAUGUGCCUGUUACUCACCCCAUCUCAGACGAGACGCGACGCUCCGGAAGAGCCACCAAAGGCCAACACACCAAGGAUCGCGAUAUUACGGAAGCAGCCCCAAAGAAGAAGGGAACUGCGAAGAAGGUCAACAAGACCAGGCCUGUGGAAGAGGAAGAGGAGGAAGAGCCCGAGGAGAAGAUCCGCUGCAUCUGCGGCGAAUAUGAGGAAGAAACCGAUAUCCCACGCGCCAUGGUCUGCUGCGACAACUGCGACGCGUGGCAGCACAAUGAUUGCAUGGGCUUGCCCGAGGACUACGAGGCUGACAGCUACUUCUGUGAAGAAUGCAAGCCUGAGAAUCACAAGCCCCUCGUUGCCGCGAUCAAGAAAGGCCAGAGACCAUGGGAAGAGGCUGCUAAACGACGCGCAGCACUCAUCGAGGCCGAAAGAUCGGCAAAGAAGAAGGGAAAGAAAGGCGGUCGUAAGAGCGCGGCCGCUGAGGAGGCCGAGGGCUCGGCGACUCCGACCACCGGUCAGAAACGCAAGGCCGAGGAGUCGCCAGCACCAUCAGAGACCAAAGUGAGUUGCUACGACACCAAUGCGUCGGCAGUGCUGACAUUCACUCAGGGCAAGAAGGCCAAGGGCACUCCGCAAGCCACUCCCUCCGCAGAGCCGGCUGCCAGAGGCAGAAAAGCCGCCACUGCUACUCCCAUUCCUCCAUCCCCAUCUCCAGCAGUUCAAGCAGCUCCAGCAGCCCCAAAGGUUCCGAAGGAUGCAAAAGAGCUACCGCAGAAUAGGAAGGCUCCGGGACAAAGUCUUGUCAAACUAUUCAUAGACCAAACUAAACUCGCCGCAAAAGAUGGCUUUGCCGUGCCCCAGAACCAGACCGCUGAGAGUUAUGGCACACAUCUAGGCUUACUUGUUGAAAAUGCCAUCCAUGAGCAUUCUGCAGGGACGCCCACCGAGCAAGAAACCUACAAAACGCAGCUGCAGGCGGUCCUGCUCAACAUCAAGAGAAAUCAACCUCUGAGCAACAAGAUAGUCCGAGGAGUGGUGACGCCCGAGCAACUCAGCAGCAUGAACUCGGCUGAAAUGGCUAGUGAUGAGCAGAGACUUCGGGACGCUGAGAUGCAAGCACAAUUGGACAAGCAGAGCACACUUGUUGGUCAGGAGGAGCCAGGACCAAGAAUCAGACGCACACACAAAGGCGAUGAGUAUGUGGAAGACUUGAACAAGUCGUCAGUGGCAGAAAGCGAACCAAAACCAGCUCCUGUCCGGUCGGCAAGCGACGUGAAGAGCCCAACAAGUGGUCGGCGCCAACCUUCAGUCACCAUCCCCAACCGGCGGACAUCUGGCGACCCACGCCGCCAGUCCUCGGUGUCCAACUUCGAUAUUUCCAACGUCUACUCGAAUGUGCAGGGUUCUCCUAUCGGGGACCAACGCUUUGGUGAGCUACCCAGCCAACCCUCCAACGAAGUUGCUGGUCCUGGAGCGCGCCCCGAUGCCGAUAUCGACAACCUGCUCAAGGAUGAGGAUGCCUCUGGCCGCUCUUCACCCCCUUACUCGCCUCGCGCUGCCGACGAGGAUGGUGCAGUCUGGCGGGGCAUCAUUAAUGGCGGGAAUGUUGGACGCUUUCACAACACCUUCAAAUUCGCUGCCGGUGCACCCAUCGACGCACCCACCCUUCGUCUGACCUGGGAACAAUUGCUUCCCAACGAGAUCGGCAUAAGCGGUCGUAUUGACCCUAGCAAAGCGGAUGACUACCUCUGCGGUCUUGAGUUCAGCACCACGUCCGACCUGAUUGUUCUUUGGAUGGGCCUGCCGCCCAAUCCAGCUGAGGCGGACCAGUUCGAGAAGUUCUUCACCUACUUCAAGAGCAAAGACCGCUUCGGUGUUGGCGCACAGAACCACAACCCCGCGCUCAAGGACAUCUACUUUAUUCCGCUGGAGAAGGGCGCACAGAUGCCGACUUUUUUCAGCAACCUGCAAAGCGACUUCCCGCAUCAGGUGCAGGAGCGGAUGAUUCUCAUUCCGCUGGUGAUCAAGAACAGCGAGCUGCCGCAUGUGACAGACAGUCCGGCGGUGGGAGGCACGCUGAUGCAGACGCCCAUCACGCCCCGCGACAGCUGGCAGCCGGACGCCGUCAACGGCGGCGUCCCACCUCCAGCAAUGGCAUCCCACGGUUCAGGCCUACCAGGCCCCAUGAACGGAGGCGGUAGCGGCGCAUCUACCCAGCAACACCAACCUGGCUACCCAGCGCAGCCAGGCCACCAGCAGCCUCCCUUCCCCACUCCAUCGCCUCACCAGCAGCAACAGCAACAGCAACAGCAACCACUCCCGCCUCAUCAGAUCCCCACUCCGCACCAGCCAUCACAAAGCCCGGCCCCUGCACCCCCUCAAAACGCAUCGCAAGCCGCGCACGCAGCCUACAAGAUCCUCGGACCCUACCUAUCCCUCGCGCCGGCCGUGCAGCAGCUGGUGUCGACGGCGCCCUCGGCCGGCGAGCAGGAGAUGAGCGUCGUCAAAGAGUGCAUCGCCGACAACCCCGCCGCCGCCGAGCAGCUGGACGUACUGACGCAGAUGCUGACCCGGAAAUGGGAGGGCCAGCAGCAGUCGCAGUCGCAGCAGGGUGCCAACGGGAGCACUAAUGCCGGAGGUCUAGGGGCCGCGGCGGCGGCGGCGGCGGCUGGAGGUGGUGAGGCGGCGGGGAGUGCGCAGGCUGCUUGA
Messenger RNA from Cyphellophora europaea CBS 101466, 2748 nucleotides. RefSeq lists its product as uncharacterized. Lineage: Eukaryota; Fungi; Ascomycota; Eurotiomycetes; Chaetothyriales; Cyphellophoraceae. The record is from RefSeq and is a predicted model, not a curated record. The transcript has a single exon. Gene Ontology annotation, biological process: regulation of mRNA 3'-end processing; DNA-templated transcription; transcription elongation by RNA polymerase II. Gene Ontology annotation, cellular component: nucleus. Gene Ontology annotation, molecular function: RNA polymerase II transcription regulatory region sequence-specific DNA binding. Bases 1 to 2748 code for a protein of 915 amino acids.